UUAAAUAAAGUGUCGUUUACCCCGGAUGGGAAGCCUUUAGUUGUCAUCAUUCAAAGAUAUUCUUUAACGUUUACUCCAACGUUCGCUUCGUGCAAUACACAUUGAUUCCUGAAGGAAAAUAUACGUACCCAUGGCCGACGACAUGUUGGAGGAUUACUUCACGGACGAGUUCAAAGAGAGCUACCUGCAACUGGAGGACGAGCCCGAGUACGAGGCCGGCGAGUUCUUCUGCGAGAACCUAAUGAAAGCCCGGGCCUCGGUCUCGGCCGAGCAGUUCCGCCGGUUUUCCGGCCUCGACGGCAACGGGGCCCGGGUCGGCUUCCUCAUGAGCCUACCGGCCACCCACGAGUUGCCGAUCAUGGCCGAUUACAACUACGACACCAAGAGCGCCAGCCGGGCCAGGUCCCUCAAGGCUUCCGGCAACACGGCCUUCGGCCUGGGCCACUACGAGGUCGCCAUCGACGAGUACAACGACGCUGCCGUUCUCGCCCCCACCAACGAGGAGCUAGCCGUGAUUCUGGCCAACCGGUCUGCCGCGUUGUACCACCUGGAGCGCUACCAGGUGGCGCUGGGCGACUGCGACGAGGCCUUGAGGACCGGCUACCCGGGCCAGCUGCUCUACAAGCUCGAGGAGCGCCGGGCCCGGUGCCUCCUGGCCCUCAAGCGCCACCUCGAGGCGGUCGACUCGUUCAAAAGGGCCAUACGGGCCCUCGACGACGCCCGCGAGCUCGCGCCCGAUAAAAAGGCUAAGCUCGAGGCGGACAUGAGGGUGAUGCUCGCUGUGCUGCUCAAGGGGGAACAGCUGAGCCAACGGUCGGGCCCGACCAGGCAACAACUCCUCCAUAUGGAGAAAAAACGGGCCGAGGAGAGAGACGCCACGCCGAGGAUGAGGGAGCGCAACCCCGUGUACCCGGCGUGUAGCAAGGCCGUCGAGGUGAGGGACGCGGGUGGCGACGUGGGACGAUACGCCGUAGCUACGAGGGACAUCCGGCCCGGGGAGAUCCUCGUCGUCGAAAGGCCCCACUGCGCCACGAUUUUGGCCGAAAAACGUUUGACGCAUUGCCACUGGUGCACCGUGCGUAUAAGCGCGGCGUACCCCGCGGGCUGUGGGGUGUGCACUUGGGUCGCCUACUGCAGUACCGGCUGCCGGGACGCGGACGCCCGGGUCCACGAGUUCGAGUGCGGGAUCCUCGGGCCCCUCUGGAGCACCAACACCUCGGUGACGUGCGUCCUCGCGCUGCGCGCCGUCAUCCAGCAGCCGUUCGCCGAUUUUGUGGAGCUGAGGGUGGACGAGCUCCGGGGGAGGGCCAAGCCGAGCAGAGCCAGGCCCUACCUGGCCUCGGACUACGGGACUUUUUACAAUUUGGUCACUCACGAGUCGGAGAGAACGGCCGAGGACCUCUUCCACCGGGCGUACAUGGCGGGGUGGCUGCUACGGGUCCUCAAGACGACUUCGUACGUGCCGGACGCCCUUAAGACCCCGGAUACGGCGGACCAGCCCUUGUCCGGGCCCGAAGUCUUGAUCGCGGACGCGAUUUUGCACCACAUACAGCUCCUCCAGUUCAACUCCCACGAGAUAUCCGAAUUCGUGAGGCCCCGUAAAAGGCCCCACUUGACGAAUGGGAGGAGCGAGUUCGUCGGUGGCGGGGUUUACCCGACGGUGGCGCUAUUCAACCACUCGUGCAAUCCCGGAGUCGUCAGAUACUUUGUCGGCAACGCGAUGGUCGUUCGAGCCAUCCGGUCUAUUCCAGCUGGUGGGGAAAUUUCCGAGAAUUACGGGCCGAUAUUCACCGCGGAGGAGGAGAGCGAGAGAAAGCGUCACCUGCGACUUCAGUACUGGUUCGACUGCAAUUGCGAGGCGUGUAGGGACCAUUGGCCCCUUUUGGGGAACAUCGAUGCGAAUAUUUUGAGAUUCAAAUGUGACACGGGGCCUUCCUGUGGCAAUGUUUUGCUAGUCGAUGCAAGCACCGAUUCGUUUAUGAUCUCGUGCUCAAAGUGCGGCAAAAGUACGAACAUAUUGAAGGGGUUGAAAGCCAUACAGGACACGGAUUCGCUUUACAAAGCGGCCAAGCGACACCUCCAGGAUAACAAACCCGAAGAAGCAUCAAAGUCUUACGUGGAGGUUUUGAAGGUUUUGGACGAAAGCUUGGCUCUGCCCAUCAAAGAUUACCAUCUUUGCCAACAACACUUGCGCACCUGCAUGCUAGCACUGGGAAAUGCAGCUAUCGAAAAGUUUUAACAUUUUCGUUCAUCAUCAAUUGGUAUAAAUUAUUAUUUUCGCAAUAGUGUGCGGAAAAUGGGUGUU
Molecule: messenger RNA, 2305 nt
Organism: Copidosoma floridanum
Lineage: Eukaryota; Metazoa; Arthropoda; Insecta; Hymenoptera; Encyrtidae
Product: SET and MYND domain containing, class 4, member 3
Biological process (GO): compound eye photoreceptor development
Cellular component (GO): cytoplasm; nucleus
Molecular function (GO): histone deacetylase binding
Source: RefSeq, a predicted model, not a curated record